AUGGAAAGAUUCUUGUGUGUCUCUGAUGGAGAAAUGGAUCAAAACUUUAUAUGGUCUGGUGUUAUUGAAACAAGGAAAGCAAUCACUGUGAAGUGGGACUUGGUGUGCAAGCCAAGAUCAAAAGGGGGCCUAGGUGUUCGUAGAUUGAGAGAUGUGAAUAAGGCAUUGUUAUGCAAAUUGGCUUGGGCUAUUAAACAUGAGGAGUCGAUGGUUAUUGAUCAGCAGGAAAGAUGGGUUGUGAGAGAUGGUUCCUUGAUUAAAUUUUGGACAGACUGCUGGUUGGGGAGCGAAUCACUCGCCUCUGUGUCUCGGUUGGGGCUGGAUUUCUUUGUCGGUAAAUCUGCUAAGGUUGCUGACUUAUCUCUAAUUCGAAGUGGUCACUCCCUCAGGUUCAUUCUAAAUGUCUUGAAAGAAUUUUCUCGGCUAUCAGGAACAUCCCCUUGGCUCCUUCACCUGGUAAGGAUUUAUGCUGCUGGGGUUUGUCGACCUCUGCCUGAUCCAGGGUGUUUUGCUGAACUGGUGUUAUGGUGGAAAAGGAAGAGUAGACAAGUGCCUAUGAAGGAUGCGUGGAUGGCUCGGUUGGUGUUGUUGCCAUUUGUCUUAUGGGAGGAACGAAAUCGUAGGAAAUUUGAUAACAAGUCAAGGUUGGUGCUUGUUUGUUCUCAUUUGAUCUUGGGUUCUCUCAAGGAGAUUUCGGGCUCAUUUAAAUACCCGAUCUCUUCAGUUUCUGAUUUGGUGUGUGCCAGAAGGUUGGUUAUCUCUUUGCUUCCUAAUCCUCCCCAGAUUAUCAGAGAGGUUCACUGGAGCCGCCUUUUCUCAGGUUGGGUGAAAUUUAAUGUGGACGGGUGCUCUUUAUGUAAUCCGGGUAGAGUAGGAGUGGGUGGGGUUCUUCGAAAUGACCAAGCUACUCCCUUUGCAGCGUUUAGUAUUAUCAUUGGAACGGCCACUAAUUAUGUGGCGGAAUUUUAG
Messenger RNA from Telopea speciosissima, 969 nucleotides. RefSeq lists its product as uncharacterized. The record is from RefSeq and is a predicted model, not a curated record. Bases 1 to 969 code for a protein of 322 amino acids. The transcript has 4 exons. Lineage: Eukaryota; Viridiplantae; Streptophyta; Magnoliopsida; Proteales; Proteaceae.